CGCAGCCGGAAGCCCCGUGGGCGGGCAGCGGUGGCGGCCGCGGGAGCGGCGCUGCCCCCGGCGCUGCGGCAGCUGGGGGAGGAGGCCGCUGGCCCUGCCGCCAUGGGAGCGGAGCAGAGCGCAGAGGCCGAGAGCCGGCCGAGAGAACCCAAUAGCUCCGCAUCUCCAUCGCCAGCUAAGCAGCGAGCGAAAAUGGACGAUAUUGUGGUGGUAGCCCCAGGAACACAGUCCUCACGGAACGUCAGUAACGAUCCAGAUGUCAUAAAACUGCAGGAAAUUCCAACCUUCCAGCCCCUCUUGAAAGGCCUCCUCAGUGGGCAAACCUCUCCUACCAACACCAAACUGGAAAAGCUGGACCCCCAGCAGGUGCUACAGCUGUGUCUACGAUACCAAGAUCAUCUUCACCAGUGUGCAGAAGCAGUUGCCUUUGAUCAGAACGCCCUUGUGAAGCGGAUCAAAGAGAUGGACCUCUCCGUGGAAACUCUUUACAGCUUCAUGCAGGAGCGCCAGAAGAAGUAUGCCAAGUAUGCAGAGCAGAUCCAGAAGGUGAAUGAGAUGUCUGCCAUCCUGCGCCGCAUUCAGAUGGGCAUUGACCAGACGAUCCCACUGCUGGAGCGGCUCAACGGCAUGCUGCCGGAGGGCGAGAGGCUGGAGCCAUUCAGCAUGAAGCCUGAGCGGGAGCUCAGGUCCUAGCUGGGCAGGCAGGCUCCCUCUCCUUGCUUUCCACACUCCAGCGUCCUGCACAGACGUGCUCCCGGCACAGACGUGCUCCCAGCAGGCUGCCCUGGCAGAUGUUGGAAGCGCACGGCAGCGCCGCCUGACUCUCUGCCAGAGCACUGGAGGAAGAGCAGCGUCAGCUGCCAGAACUGCACAGCCAGGAAUCCAGGAGCUCCCCAGUCCUGUUUGGAUAAAAUGAUUUACUGUUCCUACAUCUCCCUCCUCUUGCCCUCUUGCCCUCCUGCCUCCUAGACCACGGCCACCUCCUGUGCAGAGACAUUUGUUUCGUUGCUGACUGGAUGGGGGUUUAGAGAGGAGGAGUUUGCUUCCAGCUGACCUUUUAAUUGCAUUUUUUUUAAACUAGAGAAAUUCAAAGGGAUAUGGGGUGUGACAAACCCUCUGAGGUGGUUUUUGUGCUACAAUGAGAUGGCUGGCAGAUAUUUCUGAGCUUCCCUGGCUUUGGAAGUGUGUGUGUUUUAUAGGUGGAAGUGUGGAAGCCAGGAAUUAGCCUAUUAAAAUCUGCCUAUUAUCAUAAUGAACAUGGUUUGCAUGGCAGGGUUUUGGCAUGUCCUUCUUAAGGCUCCUGGCUUUAUGGGCUCACUAAUUUAUGAGGCUAUAAAGGACUAACUGUUGUAGAUCUGUGUGUCUGGUAAUGUUCAGAAAGCUUUAGUGUUCCUCUGGAUGUCCCUGUGCCCCAGCUGCUGUAGGGAGACACCCCCCACCUUGUGUCCUUCACCUUGCAUGGUGAUUCUGACAGGCUCUGGCGCUGGCCUGCUCACUUUGCAUCCCAGAGUUGGACUUGAGGUAUCCAUUUUUUCCUGGCUUUAUUAGGGCACUCCAGUUAUCUUGGUGCUGUUGGUUUUUUACUUUCAAGUGUGUGAAGUUUGAGGAGGGAAACACAAGAAGCCCUUUGGGUUUUGCCUCAGCAUAGGUGCUGUCAUGCUGCAAGUUCACCUGAGCUCAGUGUUCAGCGACUGAAACCAUCUGGCCCUUUGGGACUGCACUCAGAGAAUUGCUCACAGGGCAGCAGAAUCUUCUUUUGCCUUCUCCCUAGCUGAGCACCCCAUGGGAAGGCAGACAGUGUGUUCACACUGCCCAGGUGCUGGGUUGGCCUGUAGGAGAUGGGUUGGUUGCCAAGUCUGCCCCUGGUCUGCUGGCUGCGGCAGCACUGUCCAAGCCUUGUAUAAAACAGGGGAUGGUUUACACAGUGCUGUAAAAACACAGAUUUAGAAACAUAGCUCAACAGCUGGGAUCACCUUUUUGUGGCAGCUCUUGUCCACAGCAGAAAAAGCUUGAAAGCAGAAGUGAGGAGCCCAGGGUUUGUUGGACCAAGGGUAGGUUUGCAUUUGUUACAUUAGUCCUGGGAUGCUUUUGCUGGUGAGGAGGCCAAAGUGUGCCCAGGAACCCCAAGGACUGUGAGAAGCAUAGUUCUAGCAGUGAGAGUAGCCCUCUUUGUGAGAGCUGAGUGCAGCCCAGAACAAAGUGAGAUGACUUACCAAAGGCAACUUGCUUUGAUACCUCUCAAGUACUUAAGAGCACUUAAUCAGCAAAAGAUGGUCUCUGAGCAUUUGGGAAUAAGAGCACAGUAAGUUUUGAUGGUAUUAAUAAUUGCUUGGUGGCAGGAGGCAGCAGGCCCUUCUCUCACUGCACACUCAAAGCCCAUGUAGUCCAGAGUGAACUUCCAUGAUGCAGACCACAGCCAACUGCAGUGCAUAUCUGGACCAGAGUGGUACUUGGACCCUAGGACCUGCUUGAACACUGUCUGAAAGCAGAGUCGCAGAGAAAGUAAGUCCCCUGGGAAUAGCAGUUGACUGCUUUAGAGAGGGCAAGGAACUCGGCAAGAGAUUUUCUAGUGAUGGCCCCUGAGGGGGCUGUGUUGUCAUCUGUGGCCUCCACCCCAGAGUCAUGACACGGUUGUAUCUACACAGGCUAUUCUGGAUGUUACACAGGAUUUAACAUGAGGCUUCCACCCUACAGUUUGCAACUUGGUUUGUUAAAGAAGACUGAAUACAAAACUUAACCCAUGCAAACCUGCUUAUCAUGGCCAUCCCCCCGAGGGUCCUUAUUGCCCAUCACAGAAUGCCUUUGCCUCCCACCGUCAGACGCACCAGAACAUUCAGCAGCUUUAAAUAGCAGCUGCAGGCGUUUUUGUGCUCCUUGGCCAGAUGAUGCUGUCUGCAAGUUCAGAAUGUGCAGCCUUCAGCUGUCUGCCAGACAGGAUUGUGGAUACCCCACACCCUGGCAUGCUGGAAGCCUAUACCAGUGGGAAGAUCCUGACACUUCAUCUCCAGGCAGAGGCUAAGCUGCAGAUGCACUCUCUCAUAAAGUUCCUCGAUGUGUCUGGCCUCAUGCUAAUAAGCAUCAGAUCAAAACAUUGCUUCUUGUGGUGCUAAUGAGGGCAAGCAAAGAGCCUUCCUGUCUGAGGGCUGCAGAUCAACUCCUUCCUUAUUUGCUGUAGAACACCCAGGCAAGGGGCUGACAGUGGGAGAAAAUGCUUCCUAUCAACACUGCCCUUCAAGCUCAGGGAUCUGCUGCUGGGCCUGCCAGCUAGCAUUCUCUCAGCAGCAAAACACUGCUAGCUUAGCUGGAAAGAGAUAGGAGGUGCAAUGUGAAGGCAAGCAGGUCAUCACCCUCUUUUCAGAGGUGCUGAAGGGCUGUGUGGGUCCUGUGAGAUGGUGUGUGUCCCCCAGCUGUGUUCACAUGGUGGUUUACAGCUCUAUUUAAAACGUGGUGACUGGCUUCAUUAACUGUAAAGCCUUUGGACCCCUUGCUGAGGGGAAGACCUCUCCUGCUGUCUGCUGCUUGGCUGCUCUCUGUGCUUCGCUCUCUGCACUGCUGUUGGCUGCACCUCAGAUGCAGACAAUGGCCAAGGUGAAGCUGUUGUUUUGCUCCCCACUGCUUAGCAGAGGAUUGAAGUUGUGACUGGAACUAACCUUUCUGCUUCUGAAUUUUCCUUUCCAAGCCAAAUGCUGUUGGAGAAGGCCUCAAGUAUCUUUCUCUCAUGAAUCUUAAGAGCCAUUAUGUCUACCACAGAGUUUGCACUAUCAGCAGAGAAUAAUCUGGUGUGCUCUGCUCAGAACAAACCUUUCUGCUCCUCUGCUGUUUGUGGUGGUGUGGGCUGGGGUAAAGGUGCUGCCUCUUGCUAUGCAACCUUCUGAAAAGCUGGAGGACAGGACAAGUCUAGGAGACUGUGGUACACUGCUGGCCUGAGCUGCUCUCAUUCUUCAUCUGCCUCCACCAUUGUCACCCCUGCUUUGUUCUGCUGCUGGUGCUUGCUGCAUCCUCCCUUGCUCAGUGUGAGACACAGGCAGAAGAGGUUUGCUUUCUUGUUUCCCUUGGGUUUGUUAUUUAAUGCAUUGUCAGGGUGCUGAAGUGCCAACCUAGCUGCAGGGCAGUUCUGUGAAGAUCUGGUGAAGGGGAUAAAAAGGAAGUUUGGAGUUGUUUUUUUUAAAUAUGUGUAUUUAAAAUUAAAUCUAUUUAAAUACCUGAAGUGUGUUUUCCCUUCCUUGGAGAUUUCACACAGAAAGCAGCAGUGGCUGUUUCCACAGGCCCAGUCACUGUGUGAGCCAGCUCCUCAAUGACUGUGUGCCAGUGGUUUCCUGCUGUCAUAUCCCUCCUGUUCUGAGCUGCCAGAAUGCAUUCUGAUUACCAGCCCUGUGGCUGAGUGCUGCUUGGUUUAUGGGUGGUUAUCCUGUCUGCAGAUGUGCUCUGCUUUCAGCUCUCUCCAUGCCAUGUGUUCCACAGCUCCUCCAGCAUUAAAACCUCUACAAUUGCUAUUU
Messenger RNA from Pogoniulus pusillus (Red-fronted tinkerbird), 4496 nucleotides. RefSeq names its product BLOC-1 related complex subunit 5 (gene BORCS5). The record is from RefSeq and is a predicted model, not a curated record. The coding region runs from base 103 to 693 and encodes 196 amino acids. Gene Ontology annotation, biological process: lysosome localization; organelle transport along microtubule; positive regulation of anterograde synaptic vesicle transport. Gene Ontology annotation, cellular component: BORC complex; cytoplasmic side of lysosomal membrane; synaptic vesicle membrane. The transcript is spliced from 4 exons. NCBI's taxonomy places the organism in Eukaryota, Metazoa, Chordata, Aves, Piciformes, Lybiidae.